This is a messenger RNA of Aspergillus heteromorphus CBS 117.55, 2103 nucleotides long. Its product is annotated as lanthionine synthetase C family protein. NCBI's taxonomy places the organism in Eukaryota, Fungi, Ascomycota, Eurotiomycetes, Eurotiales, Aspergillaceae. The record is from RefSeq and is a predicted model, not a curated record. The coding region runs from base 218 to 1789 and encodes 523 amino acids. Gene Ontology annotation, cellular component: plasma membrane. The transcript is spliced from 4 exons. Gene Ontology annotation, biological process: carbohydrate metabolic process; peptide modification.
UCACCUCUGCACUUUACAUUCGACUUUACUCCGCACACUCUCUGCCUUAACCUCCCCCCAUGACUGCAUGGCAGUUUCGACAAAGGUAUUACUCCACAGCAUGUAAUGAGCCUUGCAGCUUGACCUAUAUAUGAAUAAAGGAUAUUUAUGAUACGGCAUUUGCUCCGUCCCCUGAUCACAUUCAUUAUUGACUUUCCUUCCACCCAUCAAUCAAACCAUGGCAGCUGCGGAUCUGCCCCAGUUCUAUCAAAACAACCUCUCUCCCGUGAGCAUAACCAAAGAAUCCUUGGAGAAGACCCUCAAGGAGCUACAGAUUGCUGUCAACCAUGGGGCUGGGUUACUACAGGAGGGUUGUCGUCCCCAGAAAGACUGGGGAAAGACAUACAACACAGGCCUGUAUGUUGGAUUCCCGGGAAUUGCUCUUGCCUUUCUUCGACUGGACCAUCAGGUCAAAACCUUGAGCAACAGCGAUGUCGGACUUCCCCUUGACUUUCGCAACCUUGCAAAUGAACGUAUCCUGUCACACGGACCGGAUGUGCCGCUUUUACCAGAAAGAGUAUCUCCUUUUGGCUCUCACAGCGUGCUAGUGGGUCCAUUCAUGCGCCUCCUUGCAGCAGCGCAGUCCGGUGGAUCCAUCUCGGAAGUUGAUAUUGAAUGUCUUCGAAAUGUUGUACAAGUGGCCCUUACAAAUAGUCACCUCCUGCCUCACGGUGAUCGGAUGAUGGGUACCGAUGAAGUCCUGAAUGGACGAGCUGGGCUGUUGUGGGCUGUACUAAGUGUCAGAGCUCAUGAAUACGACGAACAGGCUAGAGAACUGUUGGCGCCCAUUUUUGACUACGUUCCGAAGCUCAUAGAUGCAAUUAUCACCGGAGGGCUUGAAGGCCGGAAGGACUACACCAAGAAACACGGAGAAAAAAAUGCGCUGCCAUUGAUGUGGCACUGGGAUGAUGAUCGUUACUAUAUAGGAGCGGUACAUGGAGCGUGCGGCAUAAUUGCGUCCCUCCUUGCUUGCGAUCCGGGAGAACUAAACGAUAGCGCUUCGCGCAACUACCUGCCCCUGAUAGCGGAAACCAUCACAGAUCUCUGUAAGAUCUGCAUUGCUCAUAACGGCCAUCUACCAACGUCCAUCCCAGACCGUGGUCCUUCAUCCCGCCGCUCUUCUCCUCUAGUCCAGAUAUGUCAUGGUAGUCCAGGCAUGCUGGCUCUCAUGGCCUGCGCUAGGAGAAACAGCCCUCUGACGUCCGACUACUGGCAGCCCGAGUGGGAUCUAGCGAUUCGACUGGCCAGCGAGCGAGUGUGGGAAGAAGGGCUACUUUCUAAAGGUGGAGGAGUAUGUCAUGGCAUUACCGGGAAUGCAUGGCCACUGUUGCUUCUCCAUGACAGCUUCCAAUAUGACGACAAAGAGAUGCAAGUUGCUAAACGCAAUUACAUGGAGCGAACACAGACUACGGAUCCGCGGUCAAUCGAACAUGGGCUUACCGGUGACUUUUUCCUGUCAAAGGCGCUCUCGUUCAUGUUGCAAGCGCGGGAGACACCCCCUUAUUAUAAUUCGGCCAACAUAUAUCGGCUGCCUGAUCACCCGUUUUCUCUUGCUGAAGGUCUGGCAGGCACUCUUUGUGCAUGGGCAGAUACAUGCGUAGCUAUCCAGAUGCGCUUGCAAAGCAUGUCUUUACAUGAAGCACGGCCAAACUGCUCCUCGUCUUCUUCCAUGGCAGAGCCAGCAUUCCAAGGCCCAGGAACCCUGCAUCUGGGAAUUCCGACUCUUGCCUAUCACCGGCCGGCGGCUUGACCUUGAUAUUGAAAAUCCAAAAAUAGUGACCAUCGCUUCUUUAAGUGGCGAUCUAAGAAAUAUAAGGAUGGCGAUGCAUUUACAGUAUGGGGUGCUUCAUGAGGAGAGUAUGCUCGUCACGCUUCAAUACAAGCCAAAAUUUGAUCACAUUUGUCAAAUGAAGAAUCAGAAUGCUAAAAACCCCCAACGCCAUGCUUAUGCCCAGAUUGCAAUCACGGAUACGGCCCAAGGUGGCAUCACAGAAAAAAAUGAAAAAGGAAAGGAGAAGGCCAUAAUCGGACGCUCAGUAAAGCGUGAAACCGCUGUGAUAAGUG